AUAUGCCUCGCAUCGUUGAGUCGAGCGUUGAGGCCACUACGUCGGGAUCGCAGCGACGCCAUUCGCGAUGUUCCGCUCCAUCACGCACCUCCGCAGCCGCGCGGCCAUUGGCAAGGUCUCGCAUGUGUCUCGCGUGUUCUCGACCGCCGACACGUACCGCUUGACGGACCAAUUCGCUCGCCGCCACAUUGGUGCGGGUGAAGAAGACACUGCCGUCAUGCUGAAAAAGAUCGGUCUUAACUCCAUCGAAGAGUUGAUCCAUAAGACCGUGCCGUCGGAAAUCCGCUUGACCAAGCCCCUCGACUUGCCUGCCCCGAUGAGCGAAAGCCAAGCGUAUGCUGCGUUGAAGAAGAUCGCGUCUCGAAACAAGACGUACAAGUCGUUCAUCGGUGCUGGUUUCUACGACACGCUGACGCCGUUCGUGAUCAAGCGCAACGUCCUCGAAAACCCUGGCUGGUACACGGCGUACACGCCGUACCAGGCCGAAGUGUCCCAAGGCCGUUUGGAAAUGCUGCUCAACUUCCAAACCAUGGUGAGCGACUUGACGGGGUUCCCCGUCGCCGGUGCGUCCUUGUUGGACGAAGCCACCGCCGCCGCGGAAGCGAUGGCCCUUUGCAACGGCGCGUUCAACGGCAAGCGCUCCAAGUUUUUUGUCUCGAGCGACGUGCACCCCCAAAACUUGGCGGUGUUGAAGACCCGCGCUGAGGGCUUCAACAUCGAAUUGGUGGUGGGCAACCCGUUGACCGAUCUGGACUUUUCGUCCAAGGAGUACUCGGGCGCUCUCAUCCAGUACCCCAACACGUUCGGUUCCAUCGAAGACUACACCAAAUUGACGGAAGCUGCCAAGGCGAGCCAGUCGCUUGUCGUGGUGGCGACGGACCUCUUGGCAUUGACGCAAUUGAAGUCGCCCGCUGAGUUUGGCGCGGACAUUGCGGUCGGGUCAGCUCAACGCUUUGGGGUGCCUCUCAUGUUCGGUGGUCCCCACGCUGGUUUCAUCUCGACGUCGGAAAAGUACCAUCGCAAGCUGCCUGGGCGUAUCAUCGGUGUCUCCAAGGACUCUCGUGGCGAGCGCGCGCUCCGCAUGGCCAUGCAAACUCGUGAACAGCACAUCCGUCGUGACAAGGCCACGAGUAACAUUUGCACGGCCCAAGCGCUGUUGGCUAACAUGGCUGCCUCGUACGCCAUCUACCACGGCCCUGACGGUCUGCGCAAGAUCGCUUCGCGCACCAACUUGCUUGCGUCGACUCUGGUGGCUGGAUUGCCCGACCAUACGAAGGCGAAGCUGGUGAACAAGCACUUUUUCGACACGGUUGAACUCGAUUUGGCUGGGUCGGGCGUCAACGGCGCCGAAGUGCAGCGCCGCGCCAACGCCCAUGAAAUCAACGUGCGCGUGUUGAGCGAAUCGCGUGUGAGUGUGUCGUUUGGUGAAAGCGCCGAAUUGGAAGACGUCGGCAAGCUCUUGUACGCAUUGGGCGCGAACGAAGUUGUGUCCGCUUCUGCCUUGGACUCGUUGAAACCCGCGGCGGCCAAGAUCCAGUCUGCGAGCAUUCCUGCGACACUCAAGCGCACGUCGCCGUUCCUUGUACACCGCGUGUUCAACUCGAAGCACUCGGAAACCGAACUCAUGCGUUACCUCAAGACUUUGGAAGACAAGGAUUUGGCGCUCAACACGUCCAUGAUCUCGCUUGGGUCGUGCACGAUGAAGUUGAACGCGGUGGCCGAGCUCGAGCCCGUGUCGUGGCCCGAGUUUACGAACGUCCACCCGUUCGCCCCCGAAGAACAAACGUUGGGGUACUUGGAAAUGAUUUCGACCUUGCACAAGGCGCUGGCGGAAAUCACUGGCUUCGCCGCCGUGUCGUCGCAGCCCAACUCGGGCGCGCAAGGCGAGUACGCCGGUCUCUUGGCCAUCCGUGAAUUCCACAAAGCCAACGGCGAAGGCCACCGCAAUGUGUGUUUGAUCCCGGUCUCUGCCCAUGGCACGAACCCUGCCAGUGCCGUCAUGGCCGGCAUGAAGGUCGUCGUGGUCAAGUCGGACGAUGCCGGGAACGUUGACCGCGUCGACUUGGAAGAAAAGGCCAAGAAGCACGCGCAUGAACUCGCCGCGUUCAUGAUCACGUACCCUUCGACCUUUGGUGUGUUUGAAGAAGGCGUCAAGGACAUGUGCGCGCUCAUUCACAAGCAUGGCGGCCAAGUCUACAUGGACGGUGCCAACAUGAACGCCCAAGUCGGUUUGUGCAACCCUGGCGGGAUUGGCGCCGACGUGUGCCACUUGAACUUGCACAAGACGUUUUGCAUUCCUCACGGUGGCGGAGGUCCUGGUGUCGGAUCGAUCGGUGUCGCGGCCCACUUGGCUCCGUACUUGCCUGGUAACCCCGUCGUGUUGACCGGUGGCGAAGGUGCCAACGUCGUCAAGAAGGCCGACUUGACUGUGAGUGCCGGUCCGUUCGGGUCCGCUGGCAUCCUCCCCAUCUCGUGGAUGUACAUCCACAUGUUGGGCGAAGCUGGCUUGGUCAAAGCGACGUCGCACGCCAUUUUGCAUGCCAACUACAUGGCCAAGACGCUGGAAGACCAUUACGACAUUGUGUUUCGAGGCAAAAACGGAACGUGCGCGCACGAAUUCAUCAUUGACAUUCGCCCGUUCAAAGCGCACGGCAUCGUCGAAGAAGACGUGGCGAAGCGUCUCCAGGACUUUGGCUUCCACUCGCCGACCAUGUCGUGGCCCGUUGUGGGAACGCUCAUGAUUGAACCGACGGAAAGUGAAAACCUGGCCGAAAUGAACCGAUUCUGCCAGAGUUUGAUCUUGAUCCGUCAAGAAAUCGAAGACAUCGUCCAAGGCAAGAUCGCCGUCGAAGACUCGCCGUUGAAGCACGCCCCGCACACGGUCGACGUGGUGACUGCCAACACGUGGGACCGCAAGUACUCGCGCACCCAAGCGGCGUUCCCCGCCCCGUGGCACAACGAAGGCAAGACCAAGGCGUUCUGGCCGACCGUCGGCCGCGUCGACAACGUGUUUGGUGACCGCAACCUCGUCUGCUCGUGCCCACCCCUCGACUCGUACAUUGAAGAAUAAUCGUAAUGCGAAUUUUACCUUGCUUGGCUCUCGUGGCGGCUCUCGUUGGAAGCAUCCAGCGGGUGGUUUUGUGUGGGAGUUUGGAAAUAAUUGCA
Molecule: messenger RNA, 3165 nt
Organism: Aphanomyces invadans
Lineage: Eukaryota; Oomycota; Saprolegniomycetes; Saprolegniales; Verrucalvaceae
Product: glycine dehydrogenase
Exons: 2
Coding region: 68-3070 (1000 amino acids)
Biological process (GO): glycine decarboxylation via glycine cleavage system
Cellular component (GO): mitochondrion; glycine cleavage complex
Molecular function (GO): pyridoxal phosphate binding; glycine dehydrogenase (decarboxylating) activity; glycine binding
Source: RefSeq, a predicted model, not a curated record